Messenger RNA from Notolabrus celidotus (New Zealand spotty), 4515 nucleotides. RefSeq names its product mitogen-activated protein kinase 14b (gene mapk14b). Gene Ontology annotation, biological process: protein phosphorylation; intracellular signal transduction. The record is from RefSeq and is a predicted model, not a curated record. The transcript is spliced from 12 exons. Bases 352 to 1437 code for a protein of 361 amino acids. Gene Ontology annotation, cellular component: nucleus; cytoplasm. Gene Ontology annotation, molecular function: MAP kinase activity; ATP binding. Lineage: Eukaryota; Metazoa; Chordata; Actinopteri; Labriformes; Labridae.
UUCCCGUAUCCGCGCGCGCCCUAGAAGAGAACUGGGCGAAAAUUUCAACGAAAGCUAUUUCAGAGAGUGGUCCACCCGCGACCUGAGUGCGCUUUGUAGAGCAAGUAGUCUUCAAGUGGUCUGACGUGCACGGAGAGAAAGGGGGGGGGGAUACUUUGUUUUGCACAGGUGCACUGAAGUUCUGGUUGAUCCAGGACCGCUUUAGGUUUUUGAGUUCUAGCAGGGAGCAGCAGCACACUACGACGUGCCACACAGGGAGGAGAGGAGAGAGAGAGAGCGAGAGAGAGAGAGAGAGGGGCAGAAGUUUCCGCUGGCUUGUUUUGUCGCUGCGCGGCUGGUAAAUCCGCAGGAAUGUCGCAGAAGGAGAGACCCACUUUCUACCGACAGGAGCUCAACAAAACCAUGUGGGAGGUCCCGGAGCGGUACCAGCACUUAUCUCCAGUUGGCUCUGGUGCUUAUGGAUCCGUAUGUUCAUCGUUUGAUGUGAGGACAAGCCUGAAGAUAGCCGUGAAGAAGUUGUCCAGACCCUUCCAGUCCAUCAUCCACGCAAAGAGAACCUACAGAGAGCUGCGGCUGCUCAAACACAUGAAGCACGAGAAUGUGAUUGGUCUAUUAGACGUUUUCACACCAGCAUUAAGCCUAGAGGAGUUCAAUGAUGUCUACCUGGUGACACACCUAAUGGGUGCAGACCUCAACAACAUCGUCAAGUGUCAGAAGCUGACUGAUGAUCACGUCCAGUUUCUCAUCUACCAAAUCCUCAGAGGCCUAAAGUACAUCCAUUCAGCAGAUAUCAUCCACAGAGACUUAAAGCCCAGCAAUCUGGCUGUGAAUGAAGACUGCGAGCUCAAGAUCCUGGACUUUGGUUUGGCGCGGCAUACAGAUGAUGAAAUGACCGGCUACGUGGCCACCCGGUGGUACAGAGCUCCAGAAAUUAUGCUCAACUGGAUGCACUACAACAUGACAGUGGAUAUCUGGUCGGUGGGCUGCAUCAUGGCUGAACUACUCACCGGACGGACGCUCUUCCCUGGCACAGACCAUAUAAACCAGCUGCAGCAGAUAAUGCGCCUGACCGGGACGCCCCCAGCCUCUCUCAUAAGCAGGAUGCCCAGCCAUGAGGCGAGGAACUACAUUAAAUCACUUCCCUGCAUGCCCAAGAGGAACUUUGCUGAUGUGUUUAUUGGUGCCAACCCCCUCGCUGUGGACUUGCUGGAAAAAAUGCUUGUGCUGGACACAGACAAGCGGAUCACAGCAUCUGAGGCUCUGGCCCACCCGUACUUUGCCCAGUACCACGAUCCAGACGACGAGCCUGAAGCCGAGCCAUAUGACCAGAGCUUUGAAAGCCGCGAGCUGGAAAUUGAGGAGUGGAAGAGAUUAACCUACGAGGAGGUCCUCAGCUUUGAGCCACCGUCGUUCGACAGUGACGAGAUGGAAUCAUGAGGAGCUCUCUUUUUUUUUUUCUUCUUCCAUCUCUUGUUUUCCAAGAAACACUCUUUAAGGACUAUCAGUCUCAUGCGACUAUCCAUCACUUUCCUUACACACACACACGCACAACCACGACAUUCAAGUGCCUGCCGCCAUUCAUCUCCAGGGGACGCUUAGAUAUCAGGGAUACAACUUCCUGAUCCUCUCUUCCCCCUACACUUAGCUUUUUUUGUUACUCUACAUCCCAACACGCUAAGGCAGACUCAUAGCCCACCUAUAUUUUUAGCAAGUUUUUAUCUCCAACAUUUAUUGUUAAUAUAAAUCCCCUUUUUGAUUAAAAAAAAACAACAAAAAGCGUCAUGUCAGUAUCUUUAGAGAAAAUUUGAGAAGCAAAACUAGUAGUGUGUAUUUUCUGAAAGUAUGCCUCUUAAAUCUGGGGUUGGUAAUCAGAUUUAGAUACACUGUUUGUCAUACUGGUUAAAAUGAUCUUUAUGUCCUGAUGGCAAUCAUUACAUGAUGUGUUCCUAAAAAAGAGUGAAAAAAACUGCUAUCUACAGCCGGAGUAAACCUGAGAAAACACCAACCAAUCAACGUUUUUUGGCUCCCCAAAUUUUAAACCAAUCAAAUCCUGUUCAGCCGUUCUCCCCUCCUCCUGCGCGUACAUUUCCCCGGCAUGCGCUCCUCCGAGUCCCCGUCUCCUGCCUCUACUUCCCCUGACUCUAUUUACUGCCCCUCUCGCUCGUCCUCGGUCCUGUCCCCUCUGACCUGAUGAGGUGCUUUGCUCAGGACUGUAGUCCGGAUCAGAGUCUAAAAAGCUCUCACCAACAAGCAGAAUAAUUAAUGACGUUCAGUAAGUCCUACAGAAAAUAUAUAUUUAUUGUAGCGUCCGUCCGGACGCUGUAGUGAUGAAGAGCCGAUUGGUGAACAUGUUGAUCUUUAAUAACCGGUCACUGUCGGCCGUGAUCACGACAACCAACAAAGCAACAAUCAAUGUUUGAAUGAAUGAAGAACUUCUCCUCUUGUCUCUCCUCUCUCCAGCUCACACACUCUACACCUCUCCUGAUGCCUUCACUGACUGUCAACACUGUAGGAAUUAAGAACAUCUACACUGAACACGUUUAACAAACAGUAGAGCUGUUACAGUGUUACAUGUAUUAUAACUUUUCUCCUGAUAUCGUGUCACCGGUACAACUGGAUGAUGCUAGCAUGACAGUUGUGAGUGCUAACAGCAGCAAUGUUUGUUUGUGUUUUUAACUUUCACUAUGAGAAUGUUUUGGUGAGGACCGGUUUUGAAUCAGUCACGAUCAUAUGGUCGAGAAUCAGCGGCGCUCGUGCAUGUGAGCGGGGAGGGCGUCGUUUUGGAGGAGCUCCGAGGGAGGAGGGGAGGGGUUAGACGGAGUCAUGAGGAAAUGCUACAUUCAAAUUCAUGCUGGUUUACCGAGACUACCAACCCCAGCUUUAACAGUAACUCUUACAGGAAAAUCCUUCUUAAAAUUGCGAUGCGUCUUUCUCUUUCUCUUUUCUCCUCACUUUGAAAUGAAAUGUAAAUAUGGCAAACAGUAUUUGUACAUAAGUACUCCCAUCAAACCAGUUACAGUACCUAUAAGUCACAGGUGCUGAGUAAUACAUCAGCCGACUCCUUUAUCAGUAUGGAUUAUAUCACUAGAGUUUAGUCUAAAAUGGUAUAUAAAGAUACAGUAUGUAAAUGAACAGGAGUGUGUAUAGGGUAGGAUAAUAUGUAAAAUAUUCACCUCUAAAUGAAAAAAAAACAAGGCUUAAUGUUAAAGGCUUAGAGUGCCCCCCUUUUUAAAUAAUGUGGAUUAUGAGAGUAUGGAGGUUUUGCUUAUGUGUUCAUUUCCUGAACAUGUCUUUAGUUUCUCCUCCUUCCCUCCAUAUGAAAUCUUCUUUUAGCACUUUUGUUGUUUCAGAAGAAUCUUUCAGUCACCAUUAUCUCCCCACACGGCACCAUUUUCUCAUGAUCAAGCUUGAUUUGGCUCAUCGGUUUGAGUUGUAAUGUUUCCUCCUACAACACCAACACCAACACCAACUGACAAUGUACUUAAAUCAUAUUGCAUUUAUAAGACACAGUACUUUUAAAGUUUAUUGAAUGUUUGGGGGCGCUAGUCUGCCCUCGUAUUUAUGAUCUUUUGUUAUGACGUUUGUAUAUCAAUGUAAAAGUUAAUAUUUGUCUGAAUUUUAGGUUUCUUUUUUUUUAUUAUUAUUUAUGGAGAGCUUGCUGUAUCAGAAACCAAAUGUAUCAUCAGUGAUCUCAAACAUUAACGUAGUGACUGCAGCUACAGCUUGUGCAUCAGAACCAAUACUUUUGAGAUGCUGCAGACAACCUUGAAGAUCUAAUCAGUUUCAUAAAAGUUUGGAAAAAUGAUUCAAUCUUUUUUGUUGUUGUUAUGUUCUGAAGGUACUGCCCUCCAAAAGAAUCCAAAAGUUUCAAAAUAAAAGAGAUUAAGACCCACAACAAAAUGCUGACAUGGACAAAUACAUCCAUAUUUUUAUUGACAUAUAAACCACUAAACAGGUUCAACUUUUUGUUCUGAAGUGUACAAGCAUUUAUGGAAAAAAAAAAAAAAGAUUCUUCAUGUUAUAUACAAGCUUUAUCCACAGCCCCUCUCGCUAAUAUCAACCAAACAAUAAGAAGUAUCUUCACUUUCAUUUGCAUCUGCUUGUUUUCAUGUAGUGCUUUUUGUAAUGUAUUCUUUUACUCUUUGUGUGUUAAAUCAAGUUCUGAUGUUAUUCUGUGAUUUAUGUAUUAUUGACUGUUUUUUUUAAAAACUAUAUUUGUCAUACAUUUGAAUGAUUUAGCAGGGCACAUGUUUGUGGGAAAGAGUGUACGUUUACUCACUGGAUGCUGAAGGGCAAAGCUGAAGCCUGACUCUGUGUGUGGUUUCAAAACAACUGCAUAAAUCCCAUUAUUUAUCUUGUCCAUAUCCCAAUGUCAGAAGUUGAUUUGGUCAUGCUUUCUUUGCCCGAGAUGUGUUCAUAUCUUCUUACAAUGUUCUUGACCACAUGUACUAAGGCAGCACGCCACCUGUAAAUAUCACCAUUAGAAAAUAAAGGCUACUAUUUUUCAAACUGUAA